This is a messenger RNA of Plectropomus leopardus (leopard coralgrouper), 3908 nucleotides long. It is a transcript of the gene nos1apa, whose product is annotated as nitric oxide synthase 1 (neuronal) adaptor protein a. Gene Ontology annotation, molecular function: nitric-oxide synthase binding. The record is from RefSeq and is a predicted model, not a curated record. NCBI's taxonomy places the organism in Eukaryota, Metazoa, Chordata, Actinopteri, Perciformes, Serranidae.
CACAUCUGUCCCCACGCACGUCGCAGCUUCUGCUGGCCUGAAUGUGUUUUAAACGCUGUUCCGGUGAACGUUAGCUGGUCAGCAGUGUGUCGGAGCGCCGGUGAAGUAGUUGCCGCCACUUGGCCGCUGUUGAGUGCGGUGUAGCAGCAUUGCAAUGCCGGGACGGUUCGCUGCGAUGGAGAACAUGCACUAACCGGAUUUGAAACUGUUUUUCUUGGAUUACCCCCUGUUAAACCGACCCGGUUCGUUUGUCGCACAUAUUUAAUUGCUUCCUCUCGUAGUGUGGAGUAGUGAAUUCUUUGAAAAUGCCUGCAAAAACCAAGUACAACCUCGUUGAUGAUGGGCAUGAUUUGAGGAUCCCGUUGCACAACGAGGAAGCAUUCCAGCAUGGGAUCAACUUCGAGGCAAAGUACAUCGGCAGUCUGGAUGUGACACGGCCGAGCAGCCGAGUAGAGAUUGUGGCUGCUAUGAGAAGAAUACGGUAUGAGUUCAAGGUGAAAAACAUCAAGAAGAAAAAAGUCAACAUCGUGGUGUCUGUAGAUGGCGUGAAAGUCGCCUUAAGGAAAAAGAAAAAAAAGAAGGAAUGGACGUGGGAUGAAAGCAAGAUGAUGGUGAUGCAGGAUCCCAUUUACAGGAUAUUCUAUGUGUCUCAUGACUCCCAGGAUCUGAAGAUUUUCAGCUACAUCGCUAGAGACGGACAGAGUAAUGUCUUUCGCUGCAACGUCUUCAAGUCCAAGAAGAAGAGUCAGGCCAUGCGUAUUGUUCGGACGGUCGGCCAGGCGUUUGAGGUUUGUCACAAACUGAGUCUGCAGCACACGCAGCAGAACGCGGACGGACAGGAGGACAGCACCAGCGAAAAGAACGGCUCCUCCAUCACAGGCGUGCGUGCUUAUCCACCUGUAUGUGUGUGUACUUUCCUCGGCUCAGCCCGGGAGCUAACAGGUGCAGAGAAGUCGGCAACCAUCACCGAGGAGACUGAUAUCGAUGCGGAGGAGCCGAGCCAGGUGUCUGCAGCAGAGGAGUUAAACCUCAAUAGAGGGGUCACAGAUCUGGACGCCACAGCCAAGACACCUGAGCUGAACCAACUGGAGAGCAAGCCUUCAGAGGAGCCCUCCCUGCUGAUGUCCAGCCCCAGGAUGCUGCUCCCUGCAUCAGGCACGCUCCCACCAGGCGCCCCCCUGUCUGUCCACCACCAGAUCCAGCUGCUCCAACAGCAGCUCCAGCAGCAACAGCAGCAGACACAAGUGGCUGUGGCACAGGUCCACCUGCUGAAGGACCAGCUGAGCGCGGAGGCCACGGCUCGGCUGGAGGCCCAGGCUCGAGUCCACCAGCUGCUGCUGCAGAACAAAGACCUGCUGCAGCACAUCUCCCUGCUGGUUAAACAGAUCCAGGAACUGGAGACCAAGAUGUCUGGACCAAACUCCAUGGGAUCUCAGGACAGUCUGUUGGAGAUCACCUUUCGGUCUACAGUACCUCCAGUGAUCUGCGACCCCACAACGCCCAAACCUGAUUUGUCCACCCUCAACCUGCCCGCGCUGAGCUCCACCGACGGUACCAGCAACGCCUUCUCAUCAUCCAAUGGGACUCUGGGAAGCCCACUAGUUGAUCAAAGUAUGUUUGAGAACUCGGUUGCCCAGCAGCAGAGUCCUCAGACCUCCAGGCUGGGCCAGCCCUCUACCCGACGCUCCCCAGCAUCACCUAAUCAUAACCUGGGGUCCAGCUCCAUCGACUCUCCAUCCUCCGGAGGCCAACAGAGGCUUAAAAAUGCCAUUAAUCUGGGCAAAGCUGUCGGCGCAAAGGUCAAUGACUUGUUAAGAAGAAAGGAGCCCAGCCACCUCGGGGACAUCGGGGUCACCGAGGUCAACAAGAACGUUGAUGCGGUUUGGAGCUGUAUGGAGCAACUCAACCAGAGCACUGCAAACAGUCACAUCUCCUCUUUCGACUCCUUCCCUCGGCUUGACCCACCACCUCCAUCGGGGAAGAAGCGCCUCCCUCGAGCCCUGAAGACCACCCAGGACAUGAUGAUCUCCUCUGACCCCGUUGUCUCCUCUCCGGACCCCACUGACUCUUCCUCCUUCCUCUCUUCUCCUGACAAGACGCCCCUCAUCGCCAAGGAGGAGCUUCAGAACAGCGAGGAGCAGCAGCAGGGUAUGGAGGAAGAGGGGUCAGAGGAGAUCACAUUGCCGCCGCCGAGCCCAGCUGAGAAGAAAGUUGUUUCUGAUUGGGAGACGACGGGAAGCAACGGCAAAGUGGAUGGAGUCACAGGUGGAGAAGAUGAUGAUGUGGAAAAUGGGAGCACUGAAGGAGACGAGGAGGAGCGUCACCAACAGCUGCAGCUCUCUGUGCCAGACCUCAUCAACAAGGAUCCCCCGCUGCUGGAGCCCAGAGGUAAGUCCUGUGACGUCUGGCAGAAGGCGUCAGGGCCAGACUCCCGGCUGGCCUCCACCCCGUGCUCAGGGAAAACUUCCUGCCGCAUAAGCCUGGGCGAGGAGGCUCUGCUGGGGAACGGCGCCCCCUGCAGUAAAGGCACCGGAGUGAGCGCUGAAGACUCAGAGCCACACCCAGACCUGCUGUCGUUUGAGUAACGAUCAGAGCCGGAGUCAGAUACCAGCUCAGUCUGUCUUCAAAAGUUUGGAACCUUUGCUGUUAAUUUCAAGUCAAGAGGUAAUUCAAAAAGACGAAUGAUAAAUACUGCGGAUUACAUAUUCACUGCCGCUUUGAAAUCUAUAACUCUCCCUGCUCCGGGGUUUGCUUUAGGAAAAGGGAACAAGGGCUUCCAGGAAUCAGGGUCAGGGCCGGAUCUGAUAUUUUUUUAACUUUUUACUGUCUUUGUUUUAGUAUGGAUGAGUUUAAAGGUCAUGAUGAUACAAUCUGGCCCUCUAACAUGGCAAACAGACCCCACGUUUCCUAAUACUGACCAGCACCAGAUGAUGAAUAAGAAGCAAGGCAGAAAUUGUGUCAGAAGUGAGGGUUCCUUACGGUGCAGAGAGAAAUCAAAUUUUAACAUUUCAAUAUAAAACUGCUAUUACAGAAUAUGAGUUUAUCACGAUGUAUUUAUCAUGUUUCAGCUCUUCUUUAUAUCUUUUAACAUGUCAUGUCUGCUUUAGUGAUGCAAUAAUACCACAUAAUAUAAUAAUGAAUGUAACUGAUGUAAUCAAAUGUCCCUUUAAAUGGGCUGAAAAUGUCAAAAUCCUGUUAAAGAUUAACUGGCUGAUGUAAUUUGUUCCUGAAAAAGUGAAACAUAAUUGAUUACAUCUUUUAGAAAAGUGUGGGUUGUUCUUAUCAGCAUUAAGGCAUUGUGUUAUUGAGCAGUUUAUUUCAAGAACCCUUUUUCACAUUUUUAAAAACAUUUAAAGGGACAUUUGUUACAUGGUGGUCGAACUGUAAGUCCAUAUUAUACAGAAGCUGCUACGAUUAAACCAAUUACAAAAAGAAAAGUUAUAUAGCUAUGUAAAUUACGCUCAGUACAAUUAGAAAAAUUUAGUUUUUGGAGAAUUUCCAUCAGUGUAACUGUAUUUUCAAGAUGAAGUUUUCUUAAAAACUGAAGGCAGAACUGAGAGGGAGAGGAAGAGCGAAUGUGGACGUGUUUGAGGUGGAUAGGUUUGGAGGGGAGUUCACUUUCAGUUCAGUCAGUACAAAAAGAUUUUUAUGACUGGAAGGCUUUUGACCCGUAGCUUCAUUCAUAUUAAAUCAUAUCUGACCCCUUUUAGGUCCAGAAGGAGUUUUGCAACUUGUUGACUCCAACAGUGGCCUUUGGCAAAGACUGAGAGUGACCUUUUUAAAGCUCUCAGCUAGUAGGGAUAUUGAUCAGCAUUCUGAUCAAUAGCUAGCAUUUCUUUUUACUUUAGGUUUUAAAGAAAAAAGAAAAAAAUGUGGGAUUCCAUGCUCAUUUAUUUUGAUUAUUUUAA